AUGAAAUCCGUCUCAUCCGCCUCAUCCUCCCAAUCCGUCAGCCCUCGGCGGGCAAAGCACCUGGAACGAAACCGCGUCGCCGCCAACAAAUGCCGCGAAAGAAAGAAGAGGGAACAUAAGCAAAUCGAGCGUCGGCUCACCCACGAAACCGAAAAGAAAGACAUCCUCAUAGCACAGUUGAAUUGCCUACGAGAAGAACUGUGGGAUUUGAAAAACCUCGUUUUCCAGCACGCCGAGUGCCAAGACCACGAAAUCAACCACCAGCUCGCCAGGAUGACCCAGACCGUCCUGCAAACCCAUUCCAACCCGGAUGUCGGUCCUUCCUUGCCCACCGGCUCAUCGCCGACAUUCUCGACUGGGACGUGGUCCGAUGAGUCGGUCGCAGAUAACGCCAACCCUACCGGACCGGGCGCGUACAAUAACGAUUGGACAAUGUUGCCUGCAAUCCCGACCGAAUUUGCGCCGUACGAGCCGAAUGGCUUUACUGAUUCCAUGUUUGAGAACUUUAUCGAUACGGACAAUGGGUUUACUUGA
Messenger RNA from Penicillium roqueforti, 534 nucleotides. Its product is annotated as bZIP transcription factor. Gene Ontology annotation, biological process: regulation of transcription by RNA polymerase II. Gene Ontology annotation, molecular function: RNA polymerase II cis-regulatory region sequence-specific DNA binding; DNA-binding transcription factor activity, RNA polymerase II-specific. Bases 1 to 534 code for a protein of 177 amino acids. NCBI's taxonomy places the organism in Eukaryota, Fungi, Ascomycota, Eurotiomycetes, Eurotiales, Aspergillaceae. The transcript has a single exon. The record is from RefSeq and is a predicted model, not a curated record.